Acanthochromis polyacanthus (spiny chromis) is the source of this 2510-nucleotide messenger RNA. RefSeq lists its product as uncharacterized. The record is from RefSeq and is a predicted model, not a curated record. The coding region runs from base 300 to 2438 and encodes 712 amino acids. Lineage: Eukaryota; Metazoa; Chordata; Actinopteri; Pomacentridae. The transcript is spliced from 7 exons.
AGGAUGGUGCCAGGGUCUGGGACAAAGCUCAUUACUGUGUAUACUGUAAAAAGGCUCAAUUGAAGAUAGCCAGACAUCUAGAAAGAAAGCAUAGUGAUGAACAAGAUGUUGGCUAUGCUUUUAGUUUCCCAGUUGGCUCCAAACAAAGGAAGAUACUGAUAGAAGGCCUUCGUAACAAGGGUGACUGGGAACACAAUCUUAGUGUCUUAGAGGAUGGAUGUGGUGAAAUUGUAACAUGGAAACAGCCCUCCGGAAAGGUAGACAUAGAGAGCUACCUACCAUGUCAACACUGUUAUGCAAUGUUCAAGAGGACUGAGCUCUGGAGACAUGAGAAGUCAUGUAGAGAACGGAAAGAGGAAAGACAAAAAGGCAAAAGAGCAAGAGUACAAAAAUCUUCCUCACAUCUAAUUCCAGUCAGAGAAUCAUGCAAUGGAGUACAAAAGAUCAUUCACUCUAUGCUACAGGAUCGUGUAACCUGUCAUAUCAGGACUGAUGAGAUGAUUUGUGCAUAUGGAGAUGCAUUAUUUGCAAAAAAGGGCCGUGAAGACUCUCAGCACAGAUACAUUGCACAAAAGCUGAGAGAACUGGGACGGUUUGUGUUGGCUGCCAAGGAGAUUGACAAGCAUGUCAGAGGUCUUAAAGACAUUUGUGAUCCAGCAAAUUUUCAACUGGCAAUUAAAGCAGCUAGGCGUGUGUCAAACUACGAUGCAAGCAAGAACGAAUAUGGAAAGCCAUCUACAGCUGUUAAAAUUGGUUUUUCACUCAAAGGGGCAACUGAGGCCUGGAUAGGCCACUGCUUGAUGAUGUCUGAUGUCAAAACUGAGAAUAAGGCAAAAAAGUUCAAGGAGUUGCUGGAGAACUCGUGGUCCACUUACGUGGCAACUAAUGCUCACAGCACAAUGGAGCAACGGAGGUGGAACAGAGAAGACAAUGUACCUCUGACAGAGGAUGUAGUGACUCUACAGAACUACCUGAGGAAAGCUGAGGAUGAGGCAAAGGCAGAGUUGACAGAGCAUGCGAGUACUACAGCAUACAGAAAGUUAAGUGAGAGCCUUCUUGCACAAAUAAUCGUGUUCAAUAAGAAGCGUGAAGGAGAAGCAUCACGUUUAACUCUCGAGACAUAUCUAAAAGCAGACACUGGCCCUGUGAAUAAGGACAUAUAUGAGACUCUGUCGCCUGUGGAAAAACAACUGAGCCACAGGCUGACACGUUUGGUGACACGUGGAAAGAGAGGGAGAAAGGUCCCCAUCCUACUUCUUGAGCGCACAAAAGCUUCGCUUGACUUCCUGAUUGAAAAACGAAGGGAAGUUGGCAUACUUGAGGAGAAUCCAUUUCUGUUUGCAAGGCUUGGUACAACAACCAAUCUUCGUGGGUGUGACUGCCUCAGAAAAUAUGCAGAAGAGAGCAAAGCCAAAAACCCAGAACUGCUGAGGUCAACAAAGUUAAGAAAGCAUGUUGCUACCCUAUGCCAGCUUCUUGACCUCAACAAUCAGGAACUUGAGCAAGUUGCUCGUUUUAUGGGACACGAUAUAAGAGUCCACUGCGAGUAUUAUCGGCAGACAGAUAAAACAUUCCAAGUGGCCAAGAUUGGCAAACUUCUGUUUGCAAUGGAGCAUGGAGCACAGUCACUGAAAGGGAAGAGUCUGCAAACACUGGACUCUGUUAUCAGUGGCAAAGGACAUGCAGCCAGCCCAGCCAAAGGUCUGAAAGGUGUCAGAAAGAGAAGGACGUCAGAUACAGGCAGACAACGGGAAGCUUAUGAUGAUGGAAAACAGCUAUCCACCACAAGUUCAUCAGCUCAGAGGCACAAGAAGACUGUCACAAGACUUAGACAUGAUGGAGAUGAUGAUGACUCUGAUGGAGAGGUGCCACAUUCAGCUGCAGCAAGGUCACUUGCAAAAAGACAAUGGCAGAAGGAAAGAAGAAAACAUGAUGAAGAUGAUGGUGGUGCUGAUGAUGGUGAUCGGAAAGAUGACAACACCAGUGAAGGCACUGAAAACACAGUUGGAGAGUUGCAAGAAGGCACCAACAGAGAGCCACAAAAGAUGACUACAGCAAAAGAAAAACGUGAUGAUGACAGUGAUGAUGACGGUGAUGUGAGUGAUGGCAAGGCUGGUCCAGGCACUGAAAACACAGAUGGCGUGGUGCACCAGGAGACAGGUGGAAGACCACCUGUUAAGCAAACAAAGAGAACUACAGAAAAACAUGAUGAUAAUGAUGAUGAUAGACAGGAGCCACACUCAACUUUAGGAAGCUCAGCUGUUGACCAACCAAAGAGAACUGCAACCACAAGGCAAGCUGAUGGUGACGAUGAAGAUAGCAGUGACUCUGAGUAUGGUAAGCAGAAGCAAAAAUCUCAUUCUGUUAAGGUUCAGUCCUUUUUUUUUUUUUUUUUUAUUAAUCUGGUCCUCUUAAACGUGCAGAGAGGCUACACUUGACGAAAUGGUGUAGUUUUGUCUUCACCUCACUACUGGUAAUGUUGUCUUGAACAAGGUUUACUGAUCUUGGUC